AUGGUAGUAAUGAUCGUGGUGACGGGGGUGGUGGUGGUGGUGGCGGUGGUAAUGGUGGUGAGUGAUGGAAAUGGUGGUGGCAACAACAGUAGUGAUGGUGGUAGCGGUGGAAGUAGUGGUGACGGUGGUAAUAGUGGAGGUGUAGGUGGCGGUGGAGGUGGUGGCGGGUGGUUGAUGGUAGUGGUGGUGGUGAUGACAACAAUGGUGGUUGUGGCAGCGGUGGCGAUGGAAGUAGUGGUGGCGGCGGUGGUAGUGGUGGUGGGUGUGGUAGUGGCGGCGACAAUAGUAGUUGUGGGAGAUGGUAGUAGUGGCGGCGGCAGUGCUGGUGGCGACGGUGAUAGUGCUAGUGGUAGCGACGAUGGCGGUGGUGGUGGCAAAAGUGGUGGUGUGGGUGGUAGUGGCGGUGGUAGUGGUAACGGUGGUGGUGGCGAGGCUAGUGUUGGUGACGGUGAAGGUAGUGGUGGAUGUGGUGGUGGUGGUGGUAGGUGA
Lactuca sativa (garden lettuce) is the source of this 489-nucleotide messenger RNA. The record is from RefSeq and is a predicted model, not a curated record. Lineage: Eukaryota; Viridiplantae; Streptophyta; Magnoliopsida; Asterales; Asteraceae.